Lates calcarifer (barramundi perch) is the source of this 1477-nucleotide messenger RNA. RefSeq lists its product as uncharacterized. Lineage: Eukaryota; Metazoa; Chordata; Actinopteri; Centropomidae. Bases 121 to 1293 code for a protein of 390 amino acids. The record is from RefSeq and is a predicted model, not a curated record. The transcript is spliced from 4 exons.
AGCAACGAGACAGAGCGCUUAAUAAGAAGACAAGAGAAGGAAAAGUUGAAGAAUCAGGAGCCAGGAAACCCUGCUCAUCUGAAGUUGUCCGAAGAGAGACAGGACACAACACCACGUACCAUGGAUAAAGACAUGGAGGACACUGAGAAGAUCGUUGACUCACUCAUCUCAGACGUCAUUGAACAGGCUGCUCAAGUUCAAUCUUUUGGUCUGGAGGAGCUAUUUGCUGAGCCUCUUAAGGUGAGACCUGCAGAGGCUGACGAAGACAAGGUCAUGGAGAUACCAUCAGGACCUUCAGAGGAGGAUGAACGCACUGUGUUUUCCCAGGGAGGAAAUGAAGCAGCAGCAGACCAGACAGUCGUCAUGAAUUCCUCCACCAUGUCUCUCGUAAUAAUGAGAUUUUUCCAGAGCCUCACUGAAGAGCAAUGGAGGGAAGUCAGCGAGGGCGUUUUCAAUCGAGACGUGAAGGAGAAGCUGAUUGACAUGUGCGUGGAUGUGCUGAAGUUCACCUCAGACUCAGUCAUUAGAAAUGUCUUGGAGUCACUUGCUCAGUCAUCCACCUCAUCUGACACCUUCACCCUGAAGACCCCCUCUGAAAUCCAGAGAAGUGUGGAGAGCUCUUUCAGCCAGGCUGUCUGUGAUAUCGUCGGGACAGACAUCCCUGUUAGGAUUUCACCUGAAUUCACAGAGGCCAUAGCGACUGCAGUACUUGAAGUGGUCACCCCGGUCCUCUCCGUGGCCAUACAAGCCUCAGUGGAUGAACGGUCCACGAUCGCCACUGCUCCUGCCAGCCUCCAGGUGUCAAAGGACAAAGUAGCCAAGAAGACUCUGGCAGGAGCUAUUUCCACCAUGAAAUCCCUCCUUACAGGACGAGGCGCUGUGAUCAAAAGGAGGGUUAUGUCCCAACAAGGGUUGGAGCCUAACAAAGAUGAAGAGACACCAGCCACAGGACGUAACAAAAAGAAAAAUGAAUCUGUGUGGAGGAGGUGUUUUAGACCGAAGAGAAAGAUCCAGCCAUUUCCACAGGAGGAUUCAAAUGGAGCGAAUGGUGCUCAAAAGGGCAAACAGGAGUCCCGCUCUCCUCUUACAACAUCCUCCAUCACAGAGGACCCACCCCUGGCUGAAACUACGACUGGUGAGAUCCAAGAGGAAGAGGAGACAAACUUCUCUAACAGCUCCUCAAAGAAAAAGAAUGAAAAGAAGAAAAAGGAGCAGAAGAAGAAGAAACUUCCUCUUUGGAUGAGGCUGUUCUGCAGUCCAUGCACCUGUCCACGCUGCCGCUCCUCCCCAUAAGCUGCAGCCACCUCUCUCCUUCACCCCCUAACACCCCCCCCACCACCACCAAAAAAAAAACCUUUCUCAACCCCCCCACCCUCAACCCACCCCUUCUCUCUCCCCUUUCCACCUCUCUCUCUCUUUCCCUCUCAACCCAACCGGUCGAGGCAGAUGGCCGUCCACCAAGAGCCCGGGUUCUGCU